AUGUUCACGUUUACGCCGCUUCUUGGUGCUCAGUCAUCGUCAUCCAAAGCGUCGCAAUCAAUUUUGGAGUUCGAUGGCGGGAUCAAGAUCCUCGUUGACGUGGGUUGGGAUGACACCUUCGAUCCUCUAGUCCUGCAAGAACUGGAAAAACACGUACCGACUCUCUCCCUCAUCCUCCUCACUCAUGCGACCCCUGCGCAUAUCGGCGCCUUCGUUCAUUGUUGCAAAACAUUCCCUCUAUUUACCCAGAUCCCGGUCUACGCCACAAGCCCCGUCAUCGCGCUCGGUCGCACUCUUCUGCAGGACCUAUACGCAUCUGCCCCGUUAGCAGCAACCUUCCUCCCCAAGGCCUCGAUAUCGGAACCAGGCGCGGGCACGUCUGCGGCAUCUGCCGGAGCGACAGCCACAGAAGGCGAAGGCAGCGCGGAUGCCCCCCACCCCAGUCGCAUCCUUCUCCAGCCCCCGACCAACGAAGAAAUCGCCAGAUAUUUCUCCCUCAUCCACCCUCUGAAAUACUCGCAGCCGCACCAGCCUUCGCCGUCGCCGUUCUCGCCGCCACUGAACGGUCUGACGCUCACUGCCUACAAUGCGGGUCACACGGUCGGAGGCACGAUAUGGCACAUACAACAUGGCAUGGAGUCUAUUGUUUAUGCGGUCGACUGGAACCAAGCGCGGGAGAGUGUCGUGGCAGGAGCUGCGUGGUUCGGAGGGCCGGGAGCCAGCGGCACGGAGGUCAUAGAACAGCUGCGCAAGCCCACUGCGUUGGUCUGCAGCACGAGAGGGGGCGACAAGUUCGCCCUGCCUGGAGGACGGAAGAAGCGCGACGACUUGUUGUUGGAUAUGAUCCGGAGUACCUUGGCUAAGGGUGGAACGGUUCUCAUCCCAACCGACACGAGUGCGCGCGUGCUGGAGCUGGCUUACGCGUUGGAACAUGCGUGGCGUGAUGCUGCCGCCAGCGGCUCGGAGGAUAAGACACUCAAAGAAGCUGGGCUGUAUCUCGCGGGUAGAAAGGUCCACACUACGAUGCGAUUGGCGCGAAGCAUGCUGGAAUGGAUGGACGAGAAUAUCGUUCGCGAGUUUGAGGCGGCCGAAGGUGUUGAUGCGACGACUGGCCAGUCGAUCCAGCGACCUGGAGGACAAAAGGAUGAGAAGGGAGUUGGUCCUUUUACAUUCAAGAACCUGAAGCUUGUCGAGCGGAGGAAGAAGCUGGAAAAGAUCCUGGCGGACCAGACGCCCAAAGUCAUUCUGGCGUCCGAUUCUUCGUUGGAUUGGGGUUUCGCUAAGGAAUCGCUGCGCCUUAUUGCCGAAGGCUCAAAUAAUCUACUCUUAUUGACCGAGUCUCUUCACAAGGAACGGCUACAGGAAGAUCAGGAGGGCGCUCAACGACGCACUCUCGGUGGCAUGAUCUGGGAUUGGUAUGAAGAGAGGAAAGACGGCGUAGCCUUGGAGAAAGCUGCGGAUGGAGAAAUGAUCGAGCAGGUGCACAGCGGCGGCAGAGAGCUGUCUUGGACAGAUGUACGACGCGCGCCUCUUGAUCCCGGCGAGCAAAUGCUAUAUCAACAAUAUCUUGCUACGAAAAGACAGCUGCAAGACGCAUCCCAAGCCAGAGGCCAGGAGAAUAUCGACAACACCGCAGAUGCACUAGACGACCGGUCCAGCUCUACGUCUGAAGAUUCGGAGACGGAGCAGCAGGGCAGAGUCUUGAAUUUCACCACGUCUAUUGCACACGCAAACCGCAGCAAGCUCGGUCUGAGCGAUGAAGAUCUCGGUGUUAACAUUCUCCUGCGGCGAAAGCAUGUGUAUGACUGGGACGUGCGUGGUAAGAAGGGCCGUGAGCGGAUGUUCCCGUAUGUGGCUCCACGAAAGAAAGGCGACGAGUAUGGGGAGUUCAUCCGGCCCGAAGAAUACCUUCGAGCAGAGGAGCGUGAGGAAGUUGACAUGCAGCAACGGCGGACUGAAUCUCAGACGAAACUGGGACAGAAACGCCGAUGGGAUGAGACGGGGCCAGGUGGACGUCGGCUCUCUGGCUCUGGAUCGAAACGCCAGCAAUUGUCUGAUGGCCAGAGGAGGGAUACCAGCGUUGCCGAUGACUUGAGUCUUGCAGAGGACGGAGAGGGUGGUGAAGACGCGGUGGUGUCAGAGGAUGAAGCCGACCAGUCGUUUGAGGGGCCUGCGAAAGCUACCUAUGAAAAGGAAACUCUCACGAUUAAUGCGCGUCUUGCCUUUGUGGAUUUCCGAGGUCUGCACGAUAAGCGCAGCUUGGAAAUGCUCAUUCCACUCAUUCAGCCUCGGAAGCUGAUCCUUGUCGGAGGCAUGAAGGGCGAAACAACCGCACUGGCCACAGAGUGCAGAAAACUAUUGGCGGCCAAGGCUGGUGUUGAUGUGGCUUCCUCGACCGACUCGGCGAUUAUCUUCACGCCCGCCAACGGCGAGGUUGUCGAUGCUAGCGUGGAUACGAACGCGUGGAUGGUCAAGCUGAGCAACAAUCUCGUCCGCCGUCUGAAAUGGCAGCAUGUCCGCAGUCUGGGCGUGGUCACCCUGACCGCACAGGUCCGAGGACCUGAUGUCGCGCCUCCUGACGAAACGGCCGAUGCACCCAGCAAGAAGCAGAAAUUAGAAGGCGAAGCUUCGACAACUACCGAACCGGACUCUUCGGCGACAACGGCUGUUCAAGCGAAGCCAACUACCGACAAGACCGAUGUGUAUCCUCUCCUGGAUAUUCUUCCAGCCAACAUGGCAGCCGGCACGAGGUCCAUGACUCGCCCGCUGCAUGUUGGUGAUCUGCGUCUGGCUGAUCUCCGUAAGCUGAUGCAGGGGGCCGGACACAGGGCGGAAUUCCGCGGUGAGGGAACGCUCCUCAUCGACGGGACCGUCGCCGUCCGCAAGUCUGGCACGGGCAAGAUUGAGAUCGAGGCUUCUGCUCAGGCGUCCCACGCUGCUCCUGGACGUGGAGUUGGAAGUUUCCUUGCCGUGAAACGAAAGAUAUAUGAAGGCCUGGCGGUCAUUGCCGGCGGCUAA
Aspergillus terreus NIH2624 is the source of this 3018-nucleotide messenger RNA. Its product is annotated as cleavage polyadenylation factor subunit CFT2. Lineage: Eukaryota; Fungi; Ascomycota; Eurotiomycetes; Eurotiales; Aspergillaceae. Gene Ontology annotation, biological process: mRNA 3'-end processing by stem-loop binding and cleavage. The record is from RefSeq and is a predicted model, not a curated record. Gene Ontology annotation, cellular component: mRNA cleavage and polyadenylation specificity factor complex. The transcript has 2 exons. Bases 1 to 3018 code for a protein of 1005 amino acids. Gene Ontology annotation, molecular function: RNA binding.